Messenger RNA from Funneliformis geosporum, 1833 nucleotides. The record is from the annotation of a GenBank genome assembly. NCBI's taxonomy places the organism in Eukaryota, Fungi, Glomeromycota, Glomeromycetes, Glomerales, Glomeraceae.
AUGCAUAUUUUUAUCAGCGCUCCAAACGAAAGAAACGAUAAAGUUAAAAUUUCAUGUACCCCAACUGAUAAUAUCGAACAUCUACGUGACCUCAUUGCUGAACAAUUUGGCCGCAACAAAUAUUCACCUGAAAAGCAACGCCUUUUUUUUGGUGGCAAACAGUUGGAAAAUGGGCAUAACCUUUUUCAUUAUGACAUAAAACACAAUAACACAGUUAUGCUUCUUAAGAAACAAGUCAUAGAAACCCCACAUGCUGAAUCACAAGUUUUAUCGGUUAAUAUCUCCUUACCAGUUGUUGACUUUAGUCAACCUGUUGAAGAUGAAGAUGUGAAUUCCUCAAGUCAACCUGCCGAAAGUGAAGAUGUUGGGAAUUCAUCAACAUCUAAUGUAAAGAAUAUAAUGAACGAUCCGAAUAAUUUUGAACGGGAAGAGGAGUACGUCUGCAAUCAUUGUGAAAAUAAGGGUAAGAAAUGUAAGGAAUGUGGAUGUAAUAUUUGCGGUGGAAAGGGUGAUGACGAGCAUACUAUUGUAUGUGAUGAAUGUCAGUAUUAUUUCCAUUUCUAUUGCUUAUCACCUCCAAUCUCGGAACUUCCAAGUGAUGAGUGGUAUUGCCGAGAUUGCAAACAUAAAAAUGAAGGGGUUGUAUUAGCUGGACAAGGAUUGAAUCUUGAGAAGUCUAGAAAAUCAAAAAUGCCAUCGGCUACUCAAACAAAAAAAUGGGGAGGAGGUAUGGCGUGUGUCGGGCUAUCCAGAAAAUGCGAAAUAGUGGAUCCCGACCACUUUGGACCGAUCCCGGGCGUUCCAGUUGGAUCAUCUUGGAAAUACAGGAUAUUUUGUUCUGAAGCAGGAGUUCAUCGUCCACCAGUUGCUGGAAUUGCCGGAAAGGGCAGCGUUGGUUCCGUUUCUAUUGUACUUAGCGGUGGAUACCCUGAAGAUACGGACAAUGGUGACGAAUUUUACUAUACUGGUUGUGGUGGUCGAGAUCUCAAAACCGGUAAUAAACGAAUUGCAGUUCAGACGUUCGAUCAAGAGCUGAUUAAAAUGAAUGAAGCUUUAGCAAGAACUUGUGAUACUUCGAUUGAUGAUAAAAAUGGAGGACAGGCGAAAAACUGGGAAAAGAGCUUACCGGUCCGGGUCUGCCGCUCCUCCAAAUUAGCAAAGCAUAAUCCAACAUUUGCACCAGAAGAAGGGAUUAGAUAUGAUGGAAUCUAUAAGCUGGUUAAAUAUUGGCCAGAGAAAGGGACAUCCGGAUUUAAAGUUUGGAGAUUUCUUAUGCGUCGUGACGAUCCUGAACCGGCUCCAUGGACCAAAGAAGGAAAGAAACGAAUUAAAGAAUUAGGUUUGAAAAUGUACGUGGGAGAUGAUGAAGAAAAACCAAAGAAACGUGCACAUGAUUCUGGUGAUGAAGACGGUGCAAAAUCAAAAAAAGCCAAAAAAUUUGAGAUCUCAACCACUUUUAAGAAGCUUAUAAAGGAUGAUAAAGAUAAUCAACGAGCUUGGACUACUGUUCUUGAAUCAAAUUUCGAAAACCACAAUGAAUUGAUUGAAAUAAUAUCUGAAAAGGAGUUCAAAUGUCCUGUUUGCUUUGGAUUGGUUGAUCAGCCUGUCACUACAGCUUGUUCUCACAAUGUUUGCCAAGAAUGUCUUUCUCGAAGUAUUGAAAUUAUGGGUAAAAAAUGUCCUCAAUGUAGAACUGAGUUUCCGGCUGACUUUAAACUCAGACCGAACAAAAAAUUGAUCAAGGCAUUGCACGAAGUAUUACCAACUUAUGACUUGGGAGAUUCGAAACCAAGCAUUUCGAAAAAGAAUAAAGGCAAAGGCAAAUUACAUUAA